This is a messenger RNA of Penicillium samsonianum, 1308 nucleotides long. Its product is annotated as NAD(P)/FAD-dependent oxidoreductase. The record is from RefSeq and is a predicted model, not a curated record. NCBI's taxonomy places the organism in Eukaryota, Fungi, Ascomycota, Eurotiomycetes, Eurotiales, Aspergillaceae. The coding region runs from base 1 to 1308 and encodes 435 amino acids. Gene Ontology annotation, molecular function: sarcosine oxidase activity; saccharopine oxidase activity; flavin adenine dinucleotide binding. The transcript is spliced from 2 exons.
AUGGGUAUCUCCAAAUCCGACCCGAUCAUCAUUGUUGGCGGCGGAGCCUUCGGGCUCUCCAGCGCUCUUCAUUUGACUCGCUCAGGCUUUACGAAUAUUUCCGUCUUUGAGAGAGACGAGCAUAUUCCUCCUCGUUAUUCGGCCGCCAAUGAUUUAAACAAGAUUGUGCGCGCGGAAUACGAGGAUCCAUUUUACACCGAUUUGACAAUCAAAGCCAUCGCCGCAUGGAAAACCCCUCUUUUCGCACCUCAUUUCCACCGGACUGGAUUCCUCCACUGCGUGUCUGGCGAAGCACCCCAGAAAGCCAUCGACACCCUCAACAGAUUCCGGGCUUCGGCAAACGCAAACGAUCAAAUCAAAUCACAUGUCGUACCACUCAAGGGCGAAGAUGAUAUUCGUCAAGCCUGCUGGCAGCUCGACGGCCCAUUGCCCGGAUGGAAUGGAUACCUGAACCGCUUCGACGGGUAUGCACACUCCGGGAACGCCCUGGCAGGAGUAUAUCGCGCUGCGCAGGCAGCCGGCGUGCGCUUCUACCUCGGAGAACGUGGCGCAGUCGAUAAAAUUGUCUAUGUCAGCACACUGCAAGGCAAGAAAAGCUCCGGGAUCCGAACGAAGGAUGGGAAGUUCCACCCCUCUUCGUUGGUGAUUGUCGCAGCGGGCGGUGCAGUUGGCCGUCUGGUCCCGGAGAUUGGGAAGAAGGUCGUGGCCAAGUCGUGGUCUGUUGCGCAUGUCCAUCUUACGGAUGAAGAGACUUCCGCGCUGCGUGGUAUUCCUGUCACCUAUGCUCGUGAUCUGGGAUUCCUCUUUGAGCCAGAUCCUCAGACGAACUUGUUGAAGAUUUGCCCUAUGGGGGGAGGAUAUAUCAAUACGGAUGCUGAGACUGGGGUUUCUCAUGCUCCUGGGACCUUGGAGGAAAGUGCGUUUGUGCCGGAGCAUGAUGAGAGGCAGAUGAGGAAGCUGCUGGCGCAGACUCUUCCAGCGCUUGCGAAUCGUCCGCUGGUUAAGAAGUCGCUUUGCUGGUUUGCUGAUACUGAUGACUCGGACUUUAUCAUUGAUUUUGUUCCGGAGACGUCGUCGUCGGUUGUUUUGUUGUCUGGGGAUUCUGGACAUGGGUUCAAGAUGUUCCCUAUCUUUGGAUCGUGGGUUUCGGAUUUCCUGCAGGCUGGUCGGCAGCGUGAAGCACGGUGGAAAUGGAAGCAUACCGAUCCCAAUGAGGGCAAGGGAAAUUGGGGUGGUGAUGUGAGCUGGCGUCUUGGAGAGUCGAAGGAGCUCUCUGAGAUUCGCCCUGCGAUAUUGUCUAAACUUUAG